This is a messenger RNA of Schizosaccharomyces osmophilus, 561 nucleotides long. It is a transcript of the gene alp41, whose product is annotated as GTP-binding protein involved in beta-tubulin folding Alp41. Gene Ontology annotation, molecular function: GTPase activity; GTP binding. The transcript is spliced from 6 exons. Bases 1 to 561 code for a protein of 186 amino acids. The record is from RefSeq and is a predicted model, not a curated record. NCBI's taxonomy places the organism in Eukaryota, Fungi, Ascomycota, Schizosaccharomycetes, Schizosaccharomycetales, Schizosaccharomycetaceae. Gene Ontology annotation, biological process: protein folding. Gene Ontology annotation, cellular component: microtubule cytoskeleton; cytoplasm.
AUGGGUUUAUUAACUAUACUGCGAAAGCAGAAGUGGAAAGAAAAAGAGGCUAGAGUCUUAUUGCUAGGUUUAGACAAUGCAGGCAAAACGACUAUCCUAAAGCGCCUUUUAAACGAAAACACAAUUACGGUGUCCCCUACGUUUGGUUUUCAAAUACGUACUAUAAAUGUAGAAGGGCUGCAUUUGACAAUCUGGGAUAUAGGAGGUCAGAAAACGCUACGAAGUUUUUGGAAAAAUUAUUUUGAGUCAACAGAGGCCAUUGUUUGGGUCGUAGAUAGCCUUGAUGAAUCAAGGUUACUAGAAUGCAAACAUCAAUUACAUGAACUUUUGUUAGAAGAAAAAUUACUAAAUAUAAGCCUGUUAAUUCUGGCUAAUAAAUCCGAUGCUGCUGGCUCUUUGGACGCCAAGACAAUUGAGCAACUAUUACAUUUAGAUGAACUGAAAUCCAGACACUACUGUAUUCUUUCAGUUUCUGCUAUAACUGGUGACGGUAUUCAGGAAGCUAUAAAUUGGUUAGCUUCUGAUUUAAGAGAAAGUAAAAUGGGCAUUCUAUCAAAUUGA